CUCCAAAGAACAUACUUGAUCUCUCAACCCCUAUACCACGAUCAUUCCCGCACCUCCGUGACUUCCUUGCGAAAAUCCCUCCUCGUUGGCCUGGUGAGCCACUGCCAAGAUCAAAAACCCGAAUCCAAGAGUCGCUAAUCGACCGCUAAUCCAGCUGGUCUCACUCUCUCACGCCCAAAGAGGAACUGUAGAGACGAAUCACCCCACCAGGCUGAGAUGCUCAUCCCUCCUCUGGUCUGGUUGCACAAAGCCCAGUGCUUCACAUGGCGGGGCAGCUGCAUUCUCCCCCCCUUUCUCCCCCUCCUCCUCUUCUUCUUCUUCCUCUCUUUCUCUUCUUUCUCCUCUACCUUGAUGCAGAAGUAUACUCAUUAAAGGACUGACGCAUCUCUGUUUCUGGUUCGCUCGCCCAAAUACCCUUCUCGGUGGCCCAAAUAUUGACGCCAUGGGUACAUCUUUCCCCAACUUGUGCUUUUUGCUCUUCCUGUUCAUUUUCUUCUCUGAAAAAGUCCAUGCAUUUGGAGCCGGUAACAUCGCAUCAAUUUCACGGAUUGAAGGCCAGAACUGGCGCCAUGGCGAUAUCGAAGACACUCUUUUGACCUUACUGAUGGCUCGCGUCGCCGGUGGUCGUAAAUUCAGCAAGCUUGACGUUCAGCGCGUUUACUUUGGAAACUGGCUGCGGGACUACAGCCAAGCCGUGGACAUUGGUACCGUAAAAUAUGUCAGUGCUGAGGCGAUCAGGAUUCUGCUCUGGGUGCUAGGUUUCCUGAGUUUUGGCUACGGCACGAAGGAGUUUGAAGUGACAACAGAACGCCUGGGAUGCUAUCAACCUACUGAACAUAUCGAUAAUCCACUUGGAUAUGGUGAAGGGGAGGAUGCUAGGGAAUACGACUCGCGACUGAGGGGCCCGAUCGAUGAGGAACGUGAACUUGCAAUUGAUCCUAGAACAGGCCUCAAGAACUACAUAGCAAAUGAAUGCAUCGACAUUGCAACUUCGGCUGACCUGGUACGACGGAUGUUCCGCCGUUCUGUUCAACUGGGCCGACAAUAUGCUAGAUCAGGAAACGAUGAAGACUUACACGAAGCUCUUCGUCUUCUCGGAACUGGCUUGCACUGCUUGGAAGACUACGCUGCGCAUUCCAAUUAUAUAGAGCUCAGCCUCAUUGAGCUUGGUGAAUCAAGUGUCUUCCCCCAUGUUGGUCGUGACACUCAGGUCGAAAUUGACGGAGCUUCGGGCCCGGUUUAUCCUCUCGUUACCGGUACUUUUGGCGGCGUUGACUUCUUCCACUCUGUCCUUGGUGAGAUAUCAGACAAGGCCACACAGUCUGAGAUCCAGUCUCUAGAGGGUGUCAUCAAUGAUUCUCAAAACGAUUCGCCGUCGCAAAGUCUCCUUCAGGGCCUACUAAGCAAGAUUCCGGAUGGUCUGAUUGGUGACAGUGAUGACAAAGUGAGCAAGAUGGACGAACUCAAAGCUCAGUCGGAAAACGCGAAGGUCGAAAGUGAACAUGUCUCUCCCCGUGAACCAGAGGAAUGGACCCGUUAUUUGAAUGAUGUCCAGAAGCAGAUCUACCCGAUUUUGGAGUGGCAUGAUGACAUUAUCAAGUCUAUUAAUAAGGCCAUCGAGAAUAUCCCUGUUAUUCCGGACCUUAUCGAGCAGAUACAGGAGCAGAUAACUGUUGCCGUUUUCUCGAUCCUUGCCCCUUACGUCUUGCCAAUUCUGAAGCAAGUGAAGAGCGAGCUUCAAACUGGGUCAUCUGAGGUCAUCCAAAGCAGCAGGGAACAGCAACAUAUUGUUUUUACUGAUGAUUCUUGCUCAAACCCUACCCACUCGAUGCUUUCCAAGGAUCAUUUUUCAAAUGUCCUCAAUGAGCCCGCAGGACAGAUUGCUUCCAAGGUGGUUGCAUGGACCGUGCCGCAACUAAUGGAGCUAUGGGAUAAUGAGGAGGCAGAUAUCAAAAGAACCAUGGAUAGAAUUGUUUCUGGGGUCUUCCACCACCCGGCUUUGUACCAGUACGGCGAGGAUGGUUCGGGAGAAAUGCGCCAUAUUAUGUUCGAAUCCGUCAGAGAAUGGUGGAAUGGAAAAUCGCAGACGGAGCAAGACUCCCUUCGUGACCAGCUUUCCCGAGAGGGCGUCCAAGAGGGCAGGAAUCACAAGGAAGGAGUGCAUGACUCCGGGCAUGGUUGCGGUAAACCGCUUACACUUCACAAGGGCCUGAGCCCCUCGGGUCAAUCCAGUAGCCAGCCGUUUGGUGGCAUUGAAAAGGUGGCCACAGAAGCCGCUGGUGGGGGAGGACUUGGCGGCCUGGUUGGUGGCCUUGUGAGUGGUGUUAGUUCAAUGCUAUUAAAUAACUCCAGGAAUGAUUCUCGACGCUCAGAGGAAGCCAGCGGCAGUUAUGGAGGGUGGUCAGUGCGUCAGGAGUACCAGGAGCGACGGGAACCUGAGAGCUCUGAACAUCAUAGCCGAGAGAGCCACCAUUCUCGUGAUCGGAGCAACGAUUCCAAUGACGAGCACGAAGGAAGAGAGCACGAACAUCGGCACCGCAAACAUCAUCAUGGCCGAGAGCGCCAUCAUUCUCAUGAGCGUAGCGAUGAUCCUGACGAUUCACAAACGGGCCGCGAUCAUCGGAGAAGGGAUGAGUACAACCAGUACGAUAUUGAAAGCCGCAGAUACACUCAAGAAGAGUCGGUGGAAACCUACAGGCCAGACCGUGGGGAGUAUGAAGGUGAACACACUCAGACAAGUUACGAAUACGAGAAUCGUUCGUCGUCGUAUAGACAUGAAGAAAGAGACGACUACGAAAAUAGCAGACCUUUUCAGGAAUCCGUUCCUCGAUAUGGAAACGCCCCAGAAGGAUACGGUAGGGGUGGGUAUAGCGCCCGAGAUGAGCAUGGUUCCCAUGGUCAAUAUGGUUCACGCGAUGAGUAUGGUACUGAGGGAGGAUAUGACGGGGGUUAUGGUCAAAACCCACAACAUGGCUAUGGAUACUAGAACCCCGUGGCGCGUAGAGUACUGUUGCUUUGAUUAACAUUGAUUUUUUUCGGAUUGAUGAUUCAGUGAGAGGAUAAAGGAUACCAGACCAGGCAGUCAGUAUUUUAGAGGUCGGCGAGACGGUUGGGGAGAUAUCUAUCUAUGUAAGACAUAGGCGGUUCAUCGAAAAAGUCUGCAGGGUCACAAAUCAUAGGCGCUUCAGGCAAGUAUCUACUUGCUCAGUUUAACGACAAAAAAUGACUCCAAAUUAACCUGCUAACAGUAAUGAAGAGUAGGACUCGUCU
Molecule: messenger RNA, 3270 nt
Organism: Aspergillus ochraceoroseus IBT 24754
Lineage: Eukaryota; Fungi; Ascomycota; Eurotiomycetes; Eurotiales; Aspergillaceae
Exons: 4
Coding region: 443-2986 (847 amino acids)
Source: RefSeq, a predicted model, not a curated record